This is a messenger RNA of Talpa occidentalis (Iberian mole), 2209 nucleotides long. It is a transcript of the gene HSPA12B, whose product is annotated as heat shock protein family A (Hsp70) member 12B. The transcript has 13 exons. NCBI's taxonomy places the organism in Eukaryota, Metazoa, Chordata, Mammalia, Eulipotyphla, Talpidae. The record is from RefSeq and is a predicted model, not a curated record. The coding region runs from base 120 to 2180 and encodes 686 amino acids.
GGCUGGGCGCACGUCGAGGGCUGCGGCCACCGCGCAGGGCACGGCCGUGGGCCCGGGAUCUCAGCGACUGGACAGAGGUCCAGCUGUCGGGAGGGCGGAGAGCCGCAGGGCCUGCAAAGAUGCUGGCUGUCCCAGAGGUGGGCCUGCAGGGACUGUACAUCGGCUCCAGCCCAGAGCGCUCCCCAGUACCCAGCCCUCCCGGCUCCCCGAGGACCCAGGAAAGCUGUGGCAUUGCCCCCCUCACACCUUCGCAAUCUCCAAAGCCUGAGGCCCGAACCCCCCAGCAGGCUCCUUUCUCCGUGGUGGUAGCCAUCGACUUUGGUACCACAUCCAGUGGCUAUGCCUUCAGCUUUGCCAGCGACCCUGAGGCCAUCCACAUGAUGAGGAAAUGGGAGGGCGGGGACCCAGGUGUAGCCCACCAGAAGACCCCUACCUGCUUGCUGCUGACGCCGGAGGGUGCCUUUCACAGCUUUGGCUACACGGCCCGGGAUUACUACCACGAUCUGGACCCUGAGGAGGCACGCGACUGGCUCUACUUCGAGAAGUUCAAGAUGAAGAUUCACAGCGCCACUGAUCUCACCUUGAAGACCCAGCUAGAGGCUGUAAAUGGAAAGAAAAUGCCUGCCCUGGAGAUAUUCGCCCAUGCCCUGCACUUCUUCAAGGAGCACGCCCUUCAGGAGCUGAGAGAGCAGUGCCCAUCGCUGCCGGGGAAGGACGCUGUGCGCUGGGUGCUGACGGUGCCUGCCAUCUGGAAACAGCCGGCCAAGCAGUUCAUGCGGGAGGCUGCCUACCUGGCUGGCCUGGUGUCAAGAGAAGAUGCAGAGCAACUACUCAUCGCCCUGGAGCCCGAGGCUGCCUCUGUCUACUGCCGAAAGCUGCGCCUGCACCAGCUCCUGGACUUGAGCACCCGGGCCCCGGGUCACGGGCGCCUGGGUGAGCGUCGCUCCAUCGACUCCAGCUUCCGCCAGGCGCGAGAACAGCUGCGAAGGUCCCGCCACAGCCGUACAUUCCUGGUGGAGUCAGGUGUCGGAGAGCUGUGGGCAGAGAUGCAAGCAGGAGACCGCUACAUGGUGGCAGACUGUGGGGGAGGCACAGUGGACCUGACAGUGCACCAGCUGGAGCAGCCCCAUGGCACCCUCAAGGAACUCUACAAGGCAUCUGGUGGCCCCUAUGGUGCUGUGGGGGUGGACCUGGCCUUCGAGCAGCUGCUGGGCCGCAUCUUCGGGGAGGAUUUCAUUGCCACUUUCAAGAGGCAACGGCCAGCAGCCUGGGUGGAUCUGACUAUCGCCUUCGAGGCCCGCAAACGCACGGCAGCCCCACACCGCGUGGGGGGGCUCAACAUCUCUCUGCCCUUCUCCUUCAUCGACUUCUACCGCAAGCAGCGAGGCCACAACGUGGAGACGGCCCUGCGCAGGAGCAGCGUGAAUUAUGUGAAGUGGUCCUCCCAGGGGAUGCUCAGGAUGACUAGUGAGGCCAUGAACGAGCUCUUUCAGCCCACCGUCAACGGGAUCAUUCAGCACAUAGAGGCUCUGCUAGAGAGGCCGGAGGUGCAGGGUGUGAAGCUGCUGUUCCUGGUGGGCGGCUUCGCUGAGUCGGCGGUGCUGCAGCACGCGGUGCAGGCGGCCCUGGGCGCCCGCGGCCUGCGCGUGGUGGUCCCGCACGACGUGGGCCUGACCAUCCUCAAGGGCGCCGUGCUCUUCGGGCAGGCCCCGGGCGUGGUGCGGGUGCGCCGCUCGCCGCUCACCUACGGCGUGGGCGUGCUCAACCGCUUCGUGGCCGGGCGCCACCCGCCGGACAAGCUGCUGGUGCGCGACGGCCGCCGCUGGUGCACCGACGUCUUCGAGCGCUUCGUGGCGGCCGAGCAGUCGGUGGCCCUGGGCGAGGAGGUGCGGCGCAGCUACUGCCCCGCGCGCCCCGGCCAGCGGCGCGUGCUCAUCAACCUGUACUGCUGCGCCGCCGAGGACGCGCGCUUCAUCACCGACCCGGGCGUGCGCAAGUGCGGCGCGCUCAGCCUCGAGCUGCAGCCGGCCGAGGGGGGCCCCGAGAGCGCGGGCGCGCCCCCCGGGCGCCGGGAGAUCCGCGCCGCCAUGCAGUUCGGCGACACCGAGAUUAAGGUGACCGCCGUGGACGUGAGCACCAACCGCUCGGUGCGCGCCACCAUCGACUUUCUUUCCAACUGAGGGCGCGCGCCGCGGCGUCAGCCCCUCGG